AUGCAACCGGGUACCGUGCAAGCGCCUCGAGCGGGUCUACCCUCACAACCUGCAUUAGAGGAAAGAUCUACACCUUUUCUUGUUAAACCCAUUCCUGACUCUCGCGGCGGCGACCUACCCGCAAAUAUUAAUAAAUUAGUUGUAGGUGACAUAGCGAAGUUAGAUCUUACUAUCAAAGGACCAACAAUUGCUAGAGCCAACAACGAACGCGUUGCUAAAAUGAUGACGGUUCAACGUUUGGAUUCUGAAGACUGGAACUCUGUGCGCUAUAUCGAUACUCAAAAGAAAUACGUUGCGUUCCCGGGUUUCAUGGAACUAAAAGUUAACGAGGAAUUGCGAAAGUUUGAUGAUCCUAAAGCUCCUUUACGAUGGUUUCAAAUGGAGCGUAGUUUUGCUGCGCUGUUCAACGCUGUCAUGGCCCAAAAUGAAUCUGUAAAUGAAGCUUUACAGUCUCUCAUUGAUUGCAGCGGCCCCAAAAAUGUUCGCAUCUGUGACGAACUGGACUGCAGAAAUGCUUCGACACAAGGACUCCGCCUCAUUGUCUACCUGGACGACUAUCUCCUGGCACAUCAGUCCAGGAACCAGCUGGAAGCCCAGGUGAAACUAGCUGUCCAAUUCUUAACCAGUCUCGGAUGGUACGUCAACUUGGAAAAGUCCAUCGUCUCUCCGACAAGUCGGUACAUACAAGCGCGACUCGCAGCAGGCAGUUGGACCCUAAAGCAGGCACAACGCCUCUUAGGGUAUCUCAACUUUGCAACCUUCAUCACCCACCGGGGAAGGUUGCAUUGCCGAACUCUGCAGCGCCAAAGCAACAAGCUUCGCCUGAACCCUCGAGCUCUAAUGAAGUUCUCAGAGGAAGUCCAUCAAAAUUUGGAAUGGUGGUUGGACAACAUUCAUCAAGUGACACCAAUCCAUCACGAGAUGACGACGACAAAUUACCUCGUUACGGACGCUUUCGAUAUACAAUGGGGAGCAUUAGUCAACAACAAGAGGUUACAGGGUGCUUGGGCUCGGCAGCAAAAAAGUUGGCACUGCAACAUGAAAGAAAUGUAUGCAGUGAUCGCCGCAAUAUCAGCCGAAGCAAAAAAUUUGAAAGGCUCCACAGUGAUUCUGCAAAGCGACAACCUGACCGUGAUUGCCUUCAUAAGAAACGAAGGUGGGACCAGGUCAGGGCCUCUCUUAGAGCUGACCAAGGUUCUGCUGACGUUGGUGGACAGCCUCAACAUUGUACUCCUCCCACACCACCUACCGGGAGUUUACAAUAUGGAAGCCGAUCACCUUUCGCGCAACCGCGCCGCUCCCGAGUGGCGGCUAAUGCCAGAGGCCUCAGAAAAGAUCUUGGGCGCAUGGGGAACGCCCGAAAUCGACCUAUUCGCGUCAAGCCUCGCACAUGUUGUUCCAAAUUAUGUCUCGUUAGACUUGGCAGACUCGAACGCUUGCUUUCACGAGGCCUUCAGCAGGCAUUGGCAUUACGACCUGGCCUGGAUAUUCGCUCCACCCAGCCUCCUGCCUCGAGUGCUGCAACACCUCAACUCAGCAUCAGGCAAAUUCAUACUAAUAACACCCAAGUGGAAGAAACCAUUUUGGCGCCCAGACCUCAAAAACAGAUCUUUAACUCGGCCGAGGAAAAUUCAAGAUUUGGAGACGAAUCUCAUAGACACAUCCACAGCGCGGCCACCGGCUCAAGUGGACAGACUGCACCUGGAAGCUUGGCUCAUUUCGGGUGGGAUUCGUUGA
This is a messenger RNA of Vanessa atalanta (red admiral), 1737 nucleotides long. RefSeq lists its product as uncharacterized. The transcript is spliced from 3 exons. Bases 1 to 1737 code for a protein of 578 amino acids. Gene Ontology annotation, molecular function: nucleic acid binding. The record is from RefSeq and is a predicted model, not a curated record. Lineage: Eukaryota; Metazoa; Arthropoda; Insecta; Lepidoptera; Nymphalidae.